Dermacentor andersoni is the source of this 1384-nucleotide messenger RNA. NCBI's taxonomy places the organism in Eukaryota, Metazoa, Arthropoda, Arachnida, Ixodida, Ixodidae. The record is from RefSeq and is a predicted model, not a curated record.
GCCGUCCAGCCUGACGGCGACGCCGAUGCCCGGCGGCGUGAAGACUGCUUCCCGAGGCAAUAUGGCCGUCUCUACGCUAACCCAGCGUGGCUACGACCCGGACGCGAUGUCCUGGACGACGGUUCCGACGACUGAGGAGCCCAAUUCUGCGAUUCCUUCGAAUAUUCGAAGCCAAGCUCUCCUCAACGCGGCCGCUCGCCGCUUGCAAGAGAAAGCCAAGAUGGUGGCGCCCGCCGCCGCCCCGGCGUCCGGCAACCCAGCCGGCAAGACGCAGCCUCCUGCCUCGCACGCUGCGGGAAGCAAGGGCAAGGUCUUCACGAAGUGGAAGCCUCGCCCGCUACUAAAACCGAACCCGGAUGACUACGUGAUCGUUGUAAAGCCACGUGAGCAUAUUUCCUUGCACGAAGCCUUCUCCGAGAAUCGCUACGGGACCGCUUUCACGGCUUACCUCGGGUCCAAGCGGGCAGAGACCGCAUCGAUUCUCCCUUCGACAGAACAAAAUUUGAUUGUGAUCCAUACCCCGGACCUCGAGACGGCAGACCGAGUGAUCGGGGAUUUUUCUGUCAACACCGAACGCGGAGCGGUCCCGCUCCACGGAUACCUACGGCAAGAUGGCGGAAACGUUUGCCACGGUGUCAUCGUGGUGUGCAACUCGGACACGACGGAGACACUUCAGCAAAAGGUGCGUUGGAGAGCAGGCACCAUUGUUGAAGUGAGAAAAUUUGGCACAUCGAACAAAGCGCGUGUUACCUUCGCCGGAAAGGACAAACCGCGUUUUGUUCACUAUGACAACAUGGUGGUACCUGUCCAACCCUACUACCGUACAAUCCCGGCCUGCGGCAAGUGCGGUGCUGUCGGCCAUAGGAUGGACGCAUGCCCAAACCUGAGACAGGACACUUGCGGUCUGUGCGGGCAACAGAUUCCACUCGUGGAGGGGGUGCGGGCCCCUCACGAAUGCGUGCCCAAGUGUUCAGUGUGCGGUGGUGGACACGCCACGAACUCCCGCGAGUGCACUGCAAGGUUCCGCAACUCCAAGAUAGCCGCCCAAAAGGGCGGCAAGACCAUAACGGCGAUCAAGAAAAAACACCGCCAUCUUGAGCUUCCCGGUAGGUCGCCGCACCGGGAAGUCACCAAGACCGGCAAGCCAGCGCCCCCUACCGGAGAAGCCGGCAGGCAAUCUACGGCGCCACCACACGGCGUGGCCGGGGCCUGGGCCGACGCCGUCAAAAAAGGAAAACAGGAGCAAGGGCACCACGUCUGGUCCCAGCAAUUGGUUUCCACCCUUCGCUCCACGGAAACUCAAAUUCAACUCUCAGAGGCGACCCCGGAGGUGGACAACCACCUCCUUCACCCCUGGGAGGCCCGGCACAGCCUUGUCCGCUGA